Kogia breviceps (pygmy sperm whale) is the source of this 2461-nucleotide messenger RNA. It is a transcript of the gene POMT1, whose product is annotated as protein O-mannosyltransferase 1. The record is from RefSeq and is a predicted model, not a curated record. Lineage: Eukaryota; Metazoa; Chordata; Mammalia; Artiodactyla; Physeteridae. Gene Ontology annotation, cellular component: membrane. Gene Ontology annotation, biological process: protein O-linked glycosylation. Gene Ontology annotation, molecular function: mannosyltransferase activity.
GGCCGGGGCAGGUGUGCCCGGGGAAAGAAGGGCGGUGCCGAGGAGCAGGCGAAACCUUCGGGAAAGGGCAUCCUCCCCGGCCCGCUCUUCUACAGGAUGUUGGGAUUUUUGCAGCGCCCUGUGGUGGUGACAGCUGACAUCAACUUGAAUGUCGUGGCUCUGACCGCGGUGGGGUUGCUGAGCCGACUGUGGCAGCUUGCCUAUCCAAGGGCCGUGGUUUUUGAUGAAGUAUACUAUGGGCAGUACAUCUCUUUUUACAUGAAGCGGAUCUUCUUUUUGGAUGGCAGUGGACCACCGUUUGGCCACAUGCUGCUGGCCUUGGGAGGUUAUUUAGGAGGAUUUGAUGGUAACUUUUUGUGGAACAGAAUUGGAGCAGAAUACAGCACCAACGUGCCCGUGUGGUCCCUGCGCCUGCUGCCGGCCCUUGCAGGGGCCCUGUCGGUGCCCAUGGCCUACCAGAUCGUGUGGGAGCUCGGCUUCUCUCACUGUGCCGCCGUGGGCGCCGCUCUGCUGAUUCUGAUCGAGAACGCUCUGAUCACUCAAUCAAGGCUGAUGCUUUUGGAAUCAGUGUUGAUAUUUUUCAAUCUGUUGGCCGUGCUGUCUUACCUGAAGUUCUUCAACUCCCAGAAACAUAGGCCCUUCUCUCCGAGCUGGUGGUUUUGGUUGAUGCUGACGGGUGUGGCCUGCUCCUGUGCAGUCGGCAUCAAGUAUGUGGGUGUGUUCACGUACGUACUGGUGCUCGGGGUUGCUGCUGUCCACGCCUGGCACCUGAUAGGAGACCAGGCGCUGUCAAACGCCCGUGUGCUCUGUCACCUGCUCGCCCGAGCGGUGGCCCUGUUGCUCACCCCGGUCCUCGUGUACCUGCUCUUCUUCUACGUCCACCUGCUGCUGCUCUGCCGCUCCGGGCCCCACGACCAAAUCAUGUCCAGUGCUUUCCAGGCCAGCCUGGAGGGGGGGCUGGCGCGGAUCACACAAGGCCAGCCCCUGGAGGUGGCCUACGGUUCCCAGGUCACUCUGAAGAACGUCUUUGGCCAACCCGUGCCCUGCUGGCUUCAUUCCCACCAGAGCACCUACCCCAUGAUAUACGAGAAUGGCCGCGGCAGCUCCCACCAGCAGCAGGUGACCUGCUACCCCUUCAAGGAUGUCAACAACUGGUGGAUUGUAAAGGACCCUGGGCGGCACCAGCUGGUGGUGAACAACCCCCCGAGGCCCGUGCGGCACGGCGACAUCGUGCAGCUGGUGCACGGCAUGACCACCCGCCUCCUCAACACGCACGACGUCGCGGCCCCCCUGAGCCCUCACUCCCAGGAGGUGUCCUGCUACAUCGACUACAACGUCUCCAUGCCCGCCCAGAACCUCUGGAGGCUGGACAUCGUGAACAGAGAGUCGGACACAGAUGUCUGGAAGACCAUCUUGUCAGAGGUCCGGUUCGUGCACGUGAACACCUCAGCCAUCCUCAAGCUGAGCGGGGUGCCCCUCCCGGACUGGGGCUUUCGGCAGCUGGAGGUGGUCGGGGAGAAGCUGUCCCGGGGCUACCACGGGAGCACCGUGUGGAACGUGGAGGAGCACCGCUAUGGCAGGAGCCAGGAGCAGGAAGAGAGGGAGCUGGAGCUGCGCUCGCCUACUCAGACAGACGCCAGCAGGAACCUCAGCUUCAUGGCCAGGUUCUCAGAGCUGCAGUGGCGGAUGCUGACGGUGAGAAGCGACGAUUCCGAACACAAAUACAGCUCCACGCCGCUGGACUGGGUCACGCUAGACACCAACAUCGCCUACUGGCUGCACCCCAGGACCAGUGCACAGAUCCAUCUGCUCGGAAACGUCGUGAUCUGGGCCUCGGCCAGCCUUGCCACCCUGGUGUACGCUCUGCUCUUCAUCUGGUACCUGUUCAGACGCCGAAGAAGAGUCUGCGACCUCCCUGAGGAUUGCUGGCUACGCUGGAUGCUGGCCGGGGCUCUGUGUGCCGGGGGCUGGGCCGUGAACUACGUGCCCUUCUUCAUGAUGGAGAAGACGCUGUUCCUCUACCACUACCUGCCCGCGCUCGCCUUCCAGAUCCUCCUGCUCCCUGUGGUCUUGGAGCACGUCAGCGACCACCUGUGCAGGUCCCAGCUCCAGAGGAGCCUCUUCGGCGCGCUGGUCGUGGCGUGGUUUGCCUCUGCCUGUCAUGUGUCCAACACGCUGCGCCCGCUAACCUACGGGGACAGGUCACUCUCACCCAGCGAACUCAAGGCCCUUCGCUGGAAAGACAGCUGGGAUAUCCUGAUCCGGAAAUACUAGCAGGACACGGACACAGUGAUGGACAGCAGGGCUGGGUCGGGACAAAGUAGAACCGUCUUUCAUGAGCAUGUUUACUUCUGACAACGCAGAGUGGCUCUGAGCUUGGUGGAGACUCAGGCUUGGCAGGGAUUCUGUUCUGGUUUCGUUGUUGAAACAGUCCUCUGACGAGCACCUCGUUUUGAGCAAA